This is a messenger RNA of Talaromyces stipitatus ATCC 10500, 2763 nucleotides long. RefSeq names its product C6 transcription factor OefC. The transcript has 3 exons. Gene Ontology annotation, biological process: positive regulation of transcription by RNA polymerase II. NCBI's taxonomy places the organism in Eukaryota, Fungi, Ascomycota, Eurotiomycetes, Eurotiales, Trichocomaceae. The record is from RefSeq and is a predicted model, not a curated record. Gene Ontology annotation, cellular component: nucleus. Gene Ontology annotation, molecular function: transcription cis-regulatory region binding; zinc ion binding; DNA-binding transcription factor activity, RNA polymerase II-specific. The coding region runs from base 1 to 1929 and encodes 642 amino acids.
AUGUUGGCCAUGCACAAUCUUCAGUCCUCGGUGCAAAAUCUAUCGUCUGCUGUAAAAAACCCUUCUGCCCGCAGUGGAGCCGGUCCGUUCCGUUGCGCGCCAACAACCACAACGACAACGUCGCUUUUCCAGCCUCAUGUUCAUGGGAGUGCUAUCGAAAGCCCCUCCUCGUCCGACGACACUCAGUCGCACAGUUUGAACGAUGAUGCUGCCGACGAACUCGUGAAUAAUUGGCAUCAUCAGGCCGACAACCAUCAAAUCUUUUCGUCCGCGAAUGCCUAUAACAGAAUGCGCCGCGAGUCCGACCGGACAUCCCCCUCGUCUGCCACGUCUGCGACAUUUGCUAGCGCUGACCUCAACCACAACAAUGUCUGCGACGUUAUCGAUGCCAAUUCGCCCGAUGGGCUUCCGCCGAAGAUCGAGGAGUUGGAUGACGAUGGUGAGGUUCUGAUGACCCUCAAGCCAGGCGAUGACCGCUCCGCCAGCGAUGCCGUAACCAGCCUGCCACGAAAGCGAGGUCGACCACGCAAGCACCCACUACCCGUGCCAGGUGGCCAGAUGAAAGUCGCCAAGGGUCGUUCAAAGACGGGGUGCAUUACCUGUCGGAGGAGGAAGAAGAAAUGCGACGAGACUAAACCAGCCUGUCUGAACUGUCAGAAAAAUGCUGUUGUUUGCGAAGGUUAUCCUCCGAAAGAAAUAUGGAAAAGCGGGAAGCAGAAAAUGGCAGAUGCGGUCCGACGAACUUCCAUUUCACUGCUCCCACGAGGACUUCCUAUCCUGAUUGACGGGAUUGAAACGGAGGUUGACAGGCGAUUUCUCGACCAUUUCGUCUUUGACUUUAGUCGAGUACUCACACUAAUCAAUGACGAUUCCAACCCGUUCAAAGAAAUCCUACUUCCUAUGGCUACUCAGCAUAGAGGUUUGAUGCAUUCUUUAAUGUGUUUGUCAGGAUCCCAUCUAUCAGCCCGUGACCCCGAACCACGCUUCAAGGAAAGAAAACACUACCAUUUCGAUCGAGCCAUCACCGAUCUACGGGAAAGUAUCAAUGCAGCUCCCUUGGCGGAAGAUGCUCAAGAACCGCAGUUACUGGUGGAGGACCCCAUUAUAGCGUCAACCCUAGCUUUAUGCUUAAACACUAUCUGCGAAGGAGAGACUAGCGGAGAGUACCGAUCUCAUAUGGAUGCUGCCCGCUUUCUCCUAGUCAAUCAGAAGCCAAAGAACGAAAAGUUUCGACAGUUCAUCAUCGAGUUUUUCCAGUAUCAUGACGUAUCCAAUUCGUUGACUUCCUUGGACCGACGACCAGUGCAGCUUGAUGGUGAUCUUCGACUUCCGGACUUUGUGCCUCACGCUCAGGCAGGGACGUUUCUCGGUAUAUUUGAUGGUUUGUUCAACUAUAUUUCCGAGAUAACUCGGAUCAGGGAUCGCAUUCGAGCGCGUCAUAGCGAAGGGUUUGAGCCGGCCGUCGACUAUCAGACCCUUAGUGAAGCAGUGAGGAUCGAUAACGCCUUGCGAAUUUGGGAACCGUCAUAUGCCAAGGACACGCCGAAUUGGUAUGCCUCGCAACUGUACCGACAGUCGACAUGGGUAUACCUGUAUCGAACGAUCCGACCAUCACGUCCUAGCGAAAAGAUUUGCCAAGUUGUCGACGAUGCCUUGCAGUACUUGGAUCACCUUCCUCAAGACGCAGGAGCAUACAGUAUCAUGCUCAUGCCGUUGUUCCUCAUUGGAUGUUCGGCAUUCCUGCCGCGUCAACGUGAGAGGAUCAAGGUAGGGUUUGAUGCAAUGAAACAGUACUCCAGUUUACGAAAUAUCGAGCCAGCUUUGAAAGUGGUCGAACGGGUCUGGCAAGUCAUGGACACCAAGAUGGAGGAAAGUUGGGAUUGGGAGAAGAUUAUUGAAGAGAUGCAUAUGGAUUUUUUGAUUACUUGAUCGGUACGCAACCAUACAAAUUACCUGAGAUGGUGAUUAGGGCCUCGAAAUGCAGCAAAAGGAAACACUACAAGAACAACACCUUGAUUCUCUUCUCCAUGUUUACUUGUUUUUUAUGAUUUGUACGGAAUACGGCUAUGUUUUUUGUUAUGACCGGGGUUCUCUGGUUUUGUUGCAUAGCAUUCGUAGGUGCGAUUUCUGUUUUUCUGUUGUCACAUUAUACGCACUUGUGUUAUACGUCCACGUUUUCAGGUUGCUUGUUAUCAGUCAUUUGGAUUCGGAUCAGGCGCAUCUAGUGUUCGUUUCUUGUCCACAGGUGCAAAAAUUUGGGAGGUUUUGUGUGGAAAUCUCGGAAAAUGGACAAAAACAAUUACUCGUUUCAUCUGUGGGAUAUUUGGAGGGGGAUUUUCUUUGUCUGGAGUUUUUGCGGAGCAUCAUUCAAUACAGGUGAGGAAUAUGUCGAGGGGCAUUUCUUCAUCUCUUUGAUUGAGAUGAAGCUGAUGAUAUUGGCUGGAAUGUGUUCCUACACCCGCUGAUCGUGGAGCCUGAAUGCACACUGAAUCUAUGCAUUUGAUUCUUAUUACAUAUAUUAACGUACAUAUCCUUCGAUUCUGUGUAUCAAUUAUUUUUAUUUUCUGUUUCGAUUAUCAUUUACAUCUUACUGUCUAUGUCUUUGUAUCUGGGAUGACUACUUGAUGCCUUGUGUUGUGCAUAGCGUUCGUCCAUACCUAUUCGAUACAUUACCUGGUUAUUCCAGCGCUUCUUGGCUAUUGACCCAUGGGCCUGAUUUGUACAUUACCUAAAUUUCUAAUGAUGACCCGACCCUUCCGGUGC